Molecule: messenger RNA, 1089 nt
Organism: Ctenocephalides felis (cat flea)
Lineage: Eukaryota; Metazoa; Arthropoda; Insecta; Siphonaptera; Pulicidae
Product: hyphally regulated cell wall protein 3-like
Exons: 6
Coding region: 13-1089 (358 amino acids)
Source: RefSeq, a predicted model, not a curated record
GCAAUCAGCGAAAUGAGAUCUUUGGGUAUUUUUUUGAUUUUUGUUCUGUCAAUCAAGCAAAACCAUGGAUUGCCUAAACCACAGGUUGGCGGAUUAUUGAAUGGUGGCAUGGGUUUUGGUGGUUUAACGAAUGGACUCUCAAACGGACUUACCAAUGGAGCACUGAACGGAGUUACCAAUGGAGCACUAAAUGGAAUUACUAACGGAGCUCUUAAUGGAGUUACAAAUGGUGCACUCAACGGACUUACCACUGGUGCACUAACUAGAGUUACCAAUGGAGCACUUAAUGGAGUUACAAAUGGUGCCCUUAAUGGAGUUACAAAUGGUGCACUUAACGGACUUACCACUGGCGCACUGACUAAUGGAAUUGUCAAUGGUGCGUUAACAAAUGGAGUUAUAAAUGGAGCACUAGCAAAUGGAAUGGUCAAUAGUGCACUAAUGAAUGGGCUAUUAUAUGAUGGAGAUUCAACAUCUAUCUCAACUGAUCAAUUCGGGAACAGUGUUAUCCAAUCUACCCAAUUAACGGACGGUGGCGCAAGUAACAUUCAAUCGGUAAUGGAUAUGUUCGGAAAUAGCCAAACCCAAGUUUCAACAACCGAUUUAUAUGGAAAUGUGCAAACGUCUGUGCAAAGUACUCAAUAUGACAUGUUCGGAAAUCCUAUAGAAAGUGAAGUAAAUUACCAAACUGGACUUACUGGAACCGAAUUUAACCAAUACUAUUCUGAUGGAUUUGGAAACAUGCAAAUGGAAUAUUCCAAUAGUAACAUGAUGGGAAAUAAUAUGAUGAUGAACCCUAUGUUGAGCAAUGCUAUGUUAGCUAAUGGUAUGAUGGGUAUGGGCAUUCCGAUGAAUGGAUAUGCCUACUUAUUGGAUCCAGAAGAACAACAAGAGAUCAUGCAAGACCAACUUAAAGACCAAAAGAAAGUUAUUUCAAAAAUGAUAAACAAAAUGGAUUCUUCGUCUGGAAGUUCAUCCAGCACUGUUAAUGGACAUGGUUUGACUGAUCAUGUGGGCAAUGUAGUAUUAGGUGGUGUCCUGGGUGGUUUGGGAGACACCGUAGGAAGUGGUCUCUUAGGAGGACUUCUAUAA